AUGAAGAGCUUCUACUGCUGGGGACCGUCCAAAGCCCCAAUGGACAUGACGCUCAAUGAACAGGCGUCCUGGAAUGCCCGUCUUCAAACGCCCGUUAUCUUCAACCACCACGCCCCAUUAAUCGUCAACUCGACAGUAGAGCACAUCAACCUCAACCCCAUCCGAUCCACUCGCAAGGCUGUCGCGAAUGAAGAACAUGUCCUUAUCCUAACACCUAUCAAGGAUGCGGCUCCAUACCUGUCCAAAUACUUCGAGCUCAUCGCAGAGUUGACUUACCCGCAUAACCUCAUCGACCUCGCAUUCCUCGUGUCCGACUCUUCCGACGAUACACUCGCUGUUCUUGCUUCUGAACUUAACCGCAUCCAGAAACGUCCCGAUCCGUUUCGAAGCGCCACUGUAGUGUCGAAGGAUUUUGGCUUCCAUCUGAGCCAGAACGUCGAGGACCGGCACUCGUUCGAAGCCCAGGGGCCUCGGCGCAAGGCUCUAGGACGUGCACGCAACUACCUGCUUGCUACUGCCCUUAAACCUGACCAUGCAUGGGUUUACUGGCGGGACGUUGACAUCGUCGACAGUCCCAUUCAUAUCCUUGAGGACUUCAUUGCUCAUGACCGCGACGUCCUUGUCCCUAAUAUUUGGUUCCACCGGUAUAAGGAUGGCCGUGAUAUCGAGGGCAGAUUUGAUUACAACUCUUGGGUUGAGUCCGACAAGGCCCGCAGACUGACAGCGAGCCUUGACAAAGAUGUCGUACUUGCUGAAGGAUACAAGCAGUAUGACACCGGCCGGACUUACAUGGCACGGAUAGGCGAUUGGCGGAACGACAAGGACGAAGAAAUGGAACUUGAUGGCAUCGGCGGCGUCAACAUUCUUGUCAAGGCGGACGUACACAGAUCUGGAAUCAAUUUUCCAUGCUACGCCUUCGAGAACCAGGCCGAGACGGAGGGCUUCGCCAAGAUGGCCAAGCGAGCAGGAUAUGGUGUCUAUGGCCUUCCCAACUACGUUGUCUGGCACAUCGAUACCGAGGAAAAGAGCGGCAACGCAUAG
Molecule: messenger RNA, 1041 nt
Organism: Grosmannia clavigera kw1407
Lineage: Eukaryota; Fungi; Ascomycota; Sordariomycetes; Ophiostomatales; Ophiostomataceae
Product: n-glycosyl-transferase
Exons: 6
Coding region: 1-1041 (346 amino acids)
Biological process (GO): protein N-linked glycosylation; cell wall mannoprotein biosynthetic process
Cellular component (GO): mannan polymerase complex
Molecular function (GO): alpha-1,6-mannosyltransferase activity
Source: RefSeq, a predicted model, not a curated record